Messenger RNA from Quercus robur (English oak), 687 nucleotides. RefSeq names its product light-harvesting complex-like protein 3 isotype 1, chloroplastic. NCBI's taxonomy places the organism in Eukaryota, Viridiplantae, Streptophyta, Magnoliopsida, Fagales, Fagaceae. The transcript has 4 exons. The coding region runs from base 1 to 642 and encodes 213 amino acids. The record is from RefSeq and is a predicted model, not a curated record.
AUGUGGCGUCAAGCCAUCAACACCAUCCCAUUUAGUCUUACUUGUGGCAACAAAUCAGGGAAUAAAUCAUGGUUCAGACACGGACACCGGACCUUGUGGUCCAAAGUUGUCGAUGAGCGAUGGAAGAAUGGUACAUGGGAUCUUAAUAUGUUUGUUCAUGAUGGGAAGAUAGACUGGGAUGGUGUCAUUGUUGCAGAAGCAAGGAGGAGGAAGUUUCUUGAGUUGCAUCCAGAAGCAGCCACAAACCAAGAUCCAGUGCUCUUUAGGAUUUCCAUCAUACCUUGGUGGGCAUGGCUCAUGAGGUCCUAUCUCCCAGAAGCCAAGCUGAUAAAUGGUCGAGCUGCAAUGGUAGGAUUCUUUAUGGCAUACUUAGUAGAUGCAUUAACGGGUCUUGAUGUGGUAGGCCAAACUGGCAAUUUCAUAUGCAAGGCAGGACUCUUUGUGACAGUCAUCAGUGUGAUACUUUUAAGACGAACCAAAGAUUUUGAGAACCUGAAGAAGCUAGCUGAUAAGGCUACCUUCUAUGACAAGCAGCGGCAAGCAUCAUGGCAAGACCAAAUUGCUGGAACUGGAAAGAAAAUUUACUUUGCUUCCUUGUAUAAAUUUGUUCUUUCACUGUGUUACAAAAAGUUAGGACUAUAAUAUGCACCAGAUUUGCAAGUGAAGGAAAAUUGUAUGAUGAUUGCA